AUUGAUUUCCCCUGAGCUCAGUGUCUUCCUCUGUCGUCGAUUAUCCUGCCCUGUGCUAGUAGGUAGGGCCUUGCCUCCGCUUGGAGAGAAGUGCUCGUUUCGGAUCUCAUCCCGUUUAAUACCUGAAGGUCUACGUUACUGUUAGCCGCGAUGGCAGACGAAGAAUUAGAGGCGAUAAGGCGGCAGAGAAUGGCGGAGCUGCAGACGAAGCACGCGGAUGCUUCAAACAAUCAGCAGGGCGAAGAAGCUAAACAAAGAGAAACGGAGAUGAGGAACUCGAUAUUGGCUCAAGUCCUGGACCAAUCUGCUCGGGCUCGAUUAAGCAAUCUUGCGUUGGUGAAGCCAGAAAAGGCAAAUGCGGUCGAAAACUAUCUCAUUCAGAUGGCUCGAUUUGGAAAGCUAGGAGGAAAGAUUACUGAGUCGGGCUUAAUCGAGAUCUUAGAAAAAGUCAGUCAGCAAACGGAGAAAAAGACCACGGUUACUUUCAACAGACGGAGGGUGAUGGACUCAGACGACGAGGAUGAUUACUGAGUUUUUGACAGAAGCCCUGGAACGAGGCAGGAAAAUCCAGGAGGUGAUCUGCGUUGCCAGGACUCUGCAAGGACCUCUGACUUGCAUAUUCUAACAAAUUCCUGGGAUGCCACACAACCUUCUCUGUGUCCUUGGAACGGAGACACCAAAACUGAAGAACAAGGACGUUCGGUUAAUAUUUUGCUGUGUAGAGGGUGAUAAAAAAACAAAAACAAAAAAAACGUGUUCACAAAGGUUUUGUCUUCUCAUACGAGUUGCUACAAAUUUGUACAGCUUGUGUUGUUCUCAUGAUAGCUGGUGGCUCUGUUUAACUCCUCCACAGCAGCUCUUUUGUUCCCCCCUCCUCACGGUUAAAGUCAAUUUUGCAAACAUAAAAGGCAAGGUGGUAUUCUAUUUUUUUUUUUUUUUGAUUCAGAGUCAACUGGCUUUGAAAGUGGCUCUUACGUAGUUUCCUUGUUGCUGACUUGUUUUUCUAAAGUUUUCAUUAAAAACAAUUUUAAAAAGCCUUAAACCUUGCUUAUUAUCUUCCCUCAUACCCAUGGUUCAGUUUCCUUUAGUUAUGCAGAAGUUACAACCAUUAGGUUUUCAAGUUUGAAUUUAAGUUCUGAAGUCAACAGCAUGCCAAUGUAUCCAAAUGCUGUUAAAAAAAUAAUAAAAAACACAUGAAAAGAU
Messenger RNA from Fundulus heteroclitus (mummichog), 1203 nucleotides. It is a transcript of the gene pdcd5, whose product is annotated as programmed cell death 5. Gene Ontology annotation, molecular function: DNA binding. Gene Ontology annotation, cellular component: nucleus; cytosol. NCBI's taxonomy places the organism in Eukaryota, Metazoa, Chordata, Actinopteri, Cyprinodontiformes, Fundulidae. Bases 151 to 531 code for a protein of 126 amino acids. The transcript is spliced from 6 exons. The record is from RefSeq and is a predicted model, not a curated record.